This is a messenger RNA of Numida meleagris (helmeted guineafowl), 3719 nucleotides long. It is a transcript of the gene ETFDH, whose product is annotated as electron transfer flavoprotein dehydrogenase. Gene Ontology annotation, molecular function: FAD binding; iron-sulfur cluster binding; electron-transferring-flavoprotein dehydrogenase activity. Gene Ontology annotation, cellular component: mitochondrial inner membrane. The coding region runs from base 1143 to 3023 and encodes 626 amino acids. The record is from RefSeq and is a predicted model, not a curated record. The transcript is spliced from 13 exons. Lineage: Eukaryota; Metazoa; Chordata; Aves; Galliformes; Numididae. Gene Ontology annotation, biological process: electron transport chain.
UCUAAGGCUCAUUCAGAAGGCUGCUCCCCUGCCUUCAAUAGGAUGUCUAUCCUUACCAAUAUUCCUAUUAUUCACUUGAUUAUGAAUAUAUUCACUGUCAUCCUUGUUUCUAUGAGUAAUCCGAGAAUAUCCAUCAGUUCAAAAUUUGUUGUAAGAACUUUAAUGCUUUGAUAAAAAAACCUACAGCUUCUCUUUUAAAAAAAAGGGAAAAAUUGGCUGGUGCACAGUACAGCUAACUUGUCCUGCAGCUUCCCAUUGUAUUUCAGUAUUUCCCCCCUGUAGCAGAAGUGCUAAGUCACGGCUUGAACCAGUGAUGGAGAACCUGGUGGGAAGGCAGGGCCAACCCAGGGGAGCUCAGGUACAUGCAAUGCAGCUGAAUGACCAGAAGGGCUGGAGCCAGGAUCCACUCCUUCCCAGACUUCAUCUAAGUGUUGGCAGUGGAGGCAAGGGGACCUCACUGGAGAUCCCUGCCUAUGUGAGGCUUUCCAAAGGUAAGCAGCUCUUUUCCUUUGUUUCUGCAUGCAUGGCUGCUGCGUUUGGGCUCGUUCUCAUUUGCUGUAGCCAAAGGCUUUGCCACCCUGCUAUUCUCCUGGUACUUUCCAUCACAUUAUAGCAUUACACACCCUUACAGCUCUGGUAAAUGCACAGGAGUUUCAGUACAGAUAUUUUUUGCAGAAAAGCGAUCUUCCAGACCAAAAGGCUCUGUUAGCAGUAAGCACUAAACUAAUUAACUAGCAACUGCUUAAGGCAAGAUAUAAAACAGGAUCAAAUACGGAAGUUCUUCCGCGAGAUCGGAGAGUACAUUUCACAGACGCUUUCCUAACUGAUGGAAGCUUUUACUUGUGCUUCAGAACUCUUCAUCCUGACAGUAAGCACUGCUGAGCUAUGAGGACACCAGAAGGCACUUUAUUACAAAAGAAAAUCGUGUGAAAUUGUUGACAGCAAUAAAACUUUUUGUAAAACAAAAAUGCUGCCUCAUAGAAAUAUAUCAUAAUAUGUGCGCUAUUUCAGCACAUCACCUGAGCUACCGAGGAAGUCCAGAAUUGCAACCUGAACAGGAUUAUUUUCACAUGGUGAUUUACGUUUAAAACACGCACGCAUACAAGCGCUCGGGAACACAGACAGCUCAAGCGCAGCGGCUGAUGAGCAGAACGUCAGAACAGUCCGCCGGAGGCACGCCGGGAGCAGUAGUUCUAGUACGUCAGUGCUUUCGUGCUCUAAAGUUCAUAAAGAGAGACUGCCUUCCCUUGCUGCAUGCAGCAGGAUGGGCAUCCACUGCUGCUGUCCCUCGCAUAACCACCCAUUAUACCAUUCAUCCUCGGGACAAAGACAAACGAUGGGAAGGGGUAAACAUGGAAAGAUUUGCAGAGGAAGCUGAUGUUGUCAUUGUUGGAGGAGGCCCUGCGGGUCUUUCUGCUGCUAUUCGUCUCAAACAGUUAGCUGCUGAGCAUGGCAAAGAAAUACGUGUCUGUCUGGUGGAAAAGGCAUCUCAGAUUGGUGCACAUACCCUGUCUGGUGCUUGUCUUGAGCCACGAUCCUUAGAAGAACUCUUUCCAGACUGGAAGGAGCGGGGGGCUCCGCUUCAUACUCCUGUCACUGAAGAUAAGUUUGGAAUUUUAACAAAGAAAUCUAGAAUUCCAGUGCCAAUUCUGCCAGGACUUCCAAUGGUUAAUCAUGGGAAUUACAUAGUACGUCUGGGACACUUUGUGAGAUGGUUGGGUGAACAAGCAGAAGCUCUGGGUGUGGAGCUGUAUCCAGGCUAUGCAGCUGCUGAGGUUCUUUUUCAUGAAGAUGGUAGUGUGAAAGGAAUAGCAACUAAUGAUGUAGGCAUUCAAAAGGAUGGAGCACCUAAAGCUACUUUUGAACGAGGCUUGGAACUCCAUGCUAAGGUCACUGUCUUUGCUGAAGGUUGUCAUGGACAUCUAGCCAAACAGCUGUACACAAAAUACAACCUAAGGGAGAAAUGUCAAGCCCAGAGCUAUGGCAUUGGGUUGAAAGAGUUAUGGACUAUUGAUGAAAAGAAAUGGAAACCAGGAAGAGUAGAACAUACUGUAGGCUGGCCUUUAGACAGACAUACCUAUGGAGGAUCCUUUCUUUAUCACUUAAAUGAGGGUGAACCUUUAGUUGCUCUUGGAUUUGUGGUUGGCUUAGAUUAUCAAAAUCCCUAUUUGAAUCCGUUUAGGGAGUUUCAGAGGUGGAAGCACCAUCCUACUGUAGAGCCUACUUUGGAGGGUGGCAAAAGGAUUGCAUAUGGUGCCAGAGCACUGAAUGAAGGUGGUCUCCAGUCAAUACCCAAGCUCACCUUCCCAGGUGGAUUGUUAAUUGGUUGCAGUCCUGGACUCAUGAAUGUGCCUAAGAUCAAAGGGACACAUACUGCAAUGAAAAGUGGCAUGUUGGCUUCAGAAGCCAUCUUUAGCCAAUUAACCAAUGAAAAUCUCCAGUCAAAGACGAUAGGACUUGAUGUGCAAGAAUAUGAAGAGAACCUGAAAAAGUCCUGGGUCUGGAAAGAGCUGUACUCAGUUAGAAACAUCCGACCAUCCUGCCAUAGCAUGCUUGGUGUGUAUGGAGGAAUGAUUUACACAGGUAUAUUUUAUUGGCUGCUGAGAGGAAAGGAACCAUGGACAUUAAAACAUCCAGGACCAGAUUUUGCUCAGCUCAAGCCAGCCAAAGAUUGCACACCUAUUGAAUACCCAAAGCCUGAUGGAAAAAUCAGUUUCGAUCUCCUGUCAUCUGUGGCUUUAAGUGGUACAAAUCAUGAACAUGACCAGCCUGCUCAUUUGACUCUGAAAGAUGACAGCAUCCCUGUGAGCAGGAAUCUGGCUGUAUUUGAUGGACCAGAACAAAGAUUUUGCCCAGCAGGAGUUUAUGAAUAUAUCCCUCUGGAAACAGGAGAAGGAUCAAGACUGCAGAUAAAUGCUCAGAACUGUGUUCACUGCAAAACGUGUGAUAUUAAAGACCCAAGUCAGAACAUUAACUGGGUAGUGCCUGAAGGUGGCGGAGGACCAGCUUAUAAUGGGAUGUAAACUGGCAGAAAACUUUUCAGUGACUUCUGAUCAAUCAGCAGCUAAGUUUGAGUAUUUUAUGCUCAAGCGUAAAGUACAGCACUGAUUUGAAUGUUUGAGUUUGAGACUAAUGUGCCAUUCUCAAUUUUAGGUAUGACUAUUGCAAUAAAUGGAAAGUCAGUGGGCUCUGGUUAAACCCUAGCCUUAUUUAAAUAGAACUUCAGGAGUUUUGUGGCAGGUAGAAGAAAGUUAUUCUUGGGACUAAGAAAUGAACUUUGCAUCUUGGGUAUGUUGCUCAAGUUCAGUGUUGACAGGAGCCAUAGCCAGAAUCAUGGGUGUGGUGUGGUGGAAGUUUAGUGACUGUCCUUAAAAAGAAAAAAAGUGCUUUCUCUGGCUAUCUAUCUGAAGUGUUCUACUACAUGCAGUCCUACCUCACAGUAGGGAAAAUAUAUUAAUCUAGAAAACUGUCACUGUUUGUGUUAUACAUUUUACAGAAGUUACAUUUGUUUUGUGUUUUUUUUUCCCGAUGAUGACAGCCCACCUGCAAUGCAAUCUGUAAGGAGGUUUAACAAAUGUUUAAUGUUGCACCUUUGUGAUAUGUCUGCCAGCAUUUAUUUCCUGCAAGGAAUCAGGCCUGCAAUAAUAAAUAAUAGUUUAAAAAAAAAAGCCAGAAACUGCCCAGAUUGCUUCAGUGGUAAACCAGACUUCUUAGGAAGC